AUGGAUAACAAAACUCCUUUAAGCAAUCGAGAAUAUUUGCUUUCUCCCAAGACAAAUACCUACCGUCGUCGUUCUAAAAGUCUAAGUGACAAGGCAGAAAAGAAUGGAACCUCUAUUAGCCUUCACAAUCGCGCAAGACGUCAUUCUCCACCACCAAGACACGCUCACCAUCAACCAGUCAUGAAGUUCAAUAGUGACAUGUGGAUGCAGGAAUUCAGGCAAUCGGUCAUGGAAAAAUUAUUUAGAGAAGAGCGUUUUAAAGCCUUCCAAAAGAGACGAGAAUUAGAGAAUUUUAUGGAUUUUAGUGAUGACGAGGAAUGGGCGGAACAACAAAAGAAAGAAAUUAAUCAGUUUCAAAUUUCUUCUCCAAAGUUAAUUCAAUCCGUAGUUCAAAAUGAAAGGGCUUCACAGUACCAACAGUGGUUACAACAACAACCAUUAAAUGCGGAAACUCAACAAUUGCAACAGCAACAAGAGACCUUUGUUAACACGUUACCCACAGAAAUUGCUCAAGCCGUUGCAUCAAAUAAUUUGCCUUCGGAAUGGUUCCAAUAUCGAGAGAAAUGA
Messenger RNA from Acaulospora morrowiae, 567 nucleotides. The record is from the annotation of a GenBank genome assembly. NCBI's taxonomy places the organism in Eukaryota, Fungi, Glomeromycota, Glomeromycetes, Diversisporales, Acaulosporaceae.